GGUAUAACAAUCAGUCUCUUGGUUGUUCAUAAACUUACAAGUGAAUUAAAAGCUAAAGUUGCGAAAAUGAAGUUGGCAUUUGUUGUGCUGUGUUGCGUUUUGCAGGCCAUAGUCGGGAAACGCAUUAGCUCCAAAGAAAUUCUGUUCCCGCCCCAACCGUCAUCAACCAGAAUUGUUGGAGGCGUUGAUGCUCAGGAUGGAGCAGCCCCAUUCCAAUGCUCGUUGCAAAAUCGCAGAACACACAUCUGUGGAUGUGCUAUUAUUUCGAACAAAUGGGUUGUCACCGCCGCACAUUGUGUUUAUCGUCAAAUAGACAAAAGGCUGAAUAUCUACGUUGGAUCGAAUGACCUAAAGACAGGUGGAACUUCCUACAAUGUUGACAAAAAAAUAAUUCAUGAGCAAUACAACAAUCCUGCUUAUGCCUAUGAUAUUGCUGUGGUUCGUGUGCAAGGAUCAAUCGAAUUGAAUGAUAAAGUCAAAACAAUCGAAUACUCAUCCGAAGAAGUACCCGAUGGUGCCGUUCUUCAACUAACUGGUUGGGGUGCAUUGCGUGCCGGCGGAGUAACGCCACAACACUUGCAAAUCAUUAAAUUGAAUGCGGUCCAAACUGAAAAAUGUAGAGAAAUCUAUGGUUCGAGUGGACCCGCACCCGUCCAUGACUCCAACAUCUGUACAUUGAACAAAGCUGGUGAAGGCGCUUGUGAAGGUGACUCGGGUGGUCCACUUGUUUACAACAACAAAUUGGUUGGAAUCGUCAACUGGGGAACUCCAUGUGCCAGAGGCAUGCCAGAUGUCUUCGCAAAGGUAGCCUUCCUGUUCGAUUGGAUUAAGAACAAUACUGUAUCAAACUGAAAUCCUGACUUUCCUUGAAAUCAUUGAAAUGAAUUAAAGUAACGCAUAUGAUGUAAAUAAAGAUUUUCUCGAUCUUUAUUUAAUUAAAAUCGUUCAAUCUAUAUCGGUUACAUUA
Molecule: messenger RNA, 967 nt
Organism: Sitodiplosis mosellana (orange wheat blossom midge)
Lineage: Eukaryota; Metazoa; Arthropoda; Insecta; Diptera; Cecidomyiidae
Product: chymotrypsin-2-like
Exons: 6
Coding region: 67-852 (261 amino acids)
Biological process (GO): proteolysis
Molecular function (GO): serine-type endopeptidase activity
Source: RefSeq, a predicted model, not a curated record